Molecule: messenger RNA, 2237 nt
Organism: Ananas comosus (pineapple)
Lineage: Eukaryota; Viridiplantae; Streptophyta; Magnoliopsida; Poales; Bromeliaceae
Product: histone-lysine N-methyltransferase ASHR3
Exons: 11
Coding region: 242-1837 (531 amino acids)
Biological process (GO): regulation of DNA-templated transcription
Cellular component (GO): chromatin; nucleus
Molecular function (GO): histone H3K36 methyltransferase activity; protein binding
Source: RefSeq, a predicted model, not a curated record
CUGUCCCCUCUCUCUCUCUCUCUAAAAACAACAAAACCCAAAAAACAAAAAGGGGAAAAAAUAAAGAAAAGGAAAAAAAAAAAAAGAAACCUACCAAGAGGGGAGUAACCACAAACCCCUCCUACACUGUUCUUCUUCUUCGUCUCCUCGAUCCUCCUAAAACACUGAACCUUAACCCUAACCCUAACCCUAGUUCCCGCCCUCUAGGGUUUCCGGUGGUCUGCUACUCCUCUCCUCGGCCAUGCCGGAUCUCAGCAACCUCGUCCUCCCCCACUUCCCCGAGCUCCGCCCCUGCGGCGGCGCCUCCUCCGCCCCCGACGCCGCCGCCAUUGUCGCUGUCGCCGCCGAUGCAGAUGCCGACGCCGAGGCGGAUGCGGACGCGGACGCGGACGGGGACGCCGAGGGUCUCGACAUCCGGUGGAGGCGGCGCCUCAGGUUCCCGAUCUCGGCCGGGGGGACGUGCUCGGUGGUGAGGAGGGAACGGCGGGGGAGCAAGAAGGGCGCCGCGGGGAGGUCGCUUGCGGAUCAUGUUAGGGAUUGGGUGGAGAAGAAGGUGGCUUCGGGGGUUCCGGAGAAGGAGUGCUUCUUGCCCUUUCUCACCAACUCCCCUAGAAUGGUUGAAUGCCGUUUGUGCUCUAAAGUUAUCUACCCUCGUGAAGAGGUGCAAUGUUCAAUUUCUGGUUGUCAGGGGACCUUCCAUCAGACUUGUGCGAAGUCAAAAGGUGGACUCUCUAAACCUUUCAAGUGCCCUCAACAUGGUUGUUUCAUUUGUAAACACAAAGGAUUUUGGCGUUGUGUACGGUGUAUAGUUGCAGCCCAUAAAAAAUGUGCACCAUGGCCAGAUAACUUCGUUCCUAUAAAAAAUCAGCCACGGCGAGCAGUUUGUUGGAGACAUCCUGCUGAUUGGCUACUGGAAAAGGAGAACGCAGAUCAGACGAGUGAUGUAGAGGAAGCUUUUAACCGCUUACCUCUUCCAUACAUCAAUGAAGAGUUCAGCAUUGGUGCCAUCUUGAAUGAUGUUACAGAGAACAAAGCUGAGCCAUCUCCAUAUGUACAUAUUAAGCGCAAUGUAUAUUUAGUUAAGAAGAAACGUAAUGGUGCUGAUGCUGGUGUUGGAUGCACAAAUUGCCAUCCUGAUUCAACAUGCAAAGAUGAUUGUGAAUGCAGGGGUCUUUCAAUAAGCUGUUCCAAGGCCUGCCAUUGCUCAGAUAUGUGCAAAAACAAGCCGUUUCGAAAAGAGAAGAAGAUUAAAGUUGUUAAGACUGAAAAUUGUGGAUGGGGGGUCGUUGCAUUAGAGAGUAUUGACAAGGGCGAUUUUGUGAUAGAGUACAUUGGAGAAGUUAUUGAUGAUGCUACGUGUGAACAAAGGCUUUGGGACAUGAAAUUCCGUGGUGAUCAGAAAUUCUACAUGUGUGAGAUUAGCAAAGACUUCACAAUUGAUGCAACAUUUAAAGGAAAUGCCUCACGCUUUUUAAACCACAGUUGCAACCCAAAUUGUAAACUAGAGAAGUGGCAAGUUGAUGGGGAGACGCGCGUUGGUAUUUUCGCUUCUCGUUCCAUAGAAGUUGGUGAGCCCCUGACAUAUGAUUACAGGUUUGUGCUGUUCGGCUCCACAGUUAAGUGCUGCUGUGGGGCUUCGAACUGCCAAGGAUAUCUCGGGACCAAAAAGAAGGUAACUCCAGUAGUUUGCCGCUGGGGGUGCAAAAGAAAGAGAACCUCAAUGAUUUUUGUGCCAAACAAGCACACUGAGCAUCCAGUUUUGUCCUGUUUGCGAGAAGUUUCUGUAGCACCCAAUGACAAGGGAAAAGAGAAAGUGGUUACUGUGGGACUCGUAUGACAGUAAGCGAUUCCAGUUUUUUUCAGGAUGAAUUUAGAUCGUCUAAUGUGCAAAUCGGUUUAUCCCGAAGCUUAUACCAGCAAGGUUGGUCGUAAGGUAUGAUGAUACUUUGCUCCUGCCUCUUUCCUUCUGCAUUUCUCUUCCACGAUCUCCGCAGUUCUUUAUUAGUUGGUGGCCAAAGGUAAAAUUUGAUUAUCAUUGGCAAGUUUUCUUUUUCUGCGCUCGGUCGGCGAAUUGUGUAUCAGAGUUAUCUACACACGCAUUCAUUCAGAGCAAUUCAUUCCAACGCUGCUUCCGUGGCCAUUGUUGUAACAUUGUUGUAUCCAUUCGAUUUCAGUGUAUAGUUUGUAUUUGAUCUUAAAUAUGAAGCCGUUGAAUCGAAAUUCUCUUCUGAAUGUCC